GAAUAAAUAUUUUAAACAUUUCAAAAAUCUAGGAAAUUUCGAGUAUCCCUCUAUUUGUGAGUCAACUUUGCAAUCUGAAGUUUCUAAAAAUUCAACGAAACCUUGUGCAGGGCUUGUUACUACUUUGAAAUUUCUGUUCGACACCUACAUAUGUAAAUUGACGAGCCCGUGAGCAAAAGCCAUUACAGGAAGCCCGGAGGAUGCCCAUCAGCCAACCGGAACUAUGCCGCCUGGCCAGCACAACCAGCUGCAGUCUACGGUAUCCCAAAAGUCAUUCAAGCAAUACGUAUUGCAGCUAUGCUGGUCAGGAUUUGUGUGACAAAUUCUAUAUGCGAGAUCCCAUGACAGAGCCCAGUUGCGACCAUUGGCAAUUCUGCGAGAAGCCGGUGGUUCCCAAUCGCUCCGAAGUAGAAGCCGACUCUCUGGGUGAUCCCGUUGGUCUGGUCUGUUCCACCACCUUGCUAGAAAAUCCGUGCGGCUGUUUUCCCAUGCAGGAGCUGGCGAAUUCCAAAAAUUUCGCCACUUACCUGAAGGCCUUCGCUCUGGUGUAUAUUUUGCCGGAGGUGGACUGGACGGCUGAGAAGAUCGAUAUGCUGCUGCAGGAGGGCACGGAUCUGUUCGAGGACAGCUCUGAGAUGGAUGCGGAUGAGGAGAGGGGGGAUCCCCAGCUGUUGCAGCCCGAAAUAUAUACCGCGGAGGAGAAACGCAUCAACAGGGUGUUCAAUCUAGAGGGGCACACGUUCACCUUGGCGCUGGAGCCUCGCUAUAUGGGGGACAUAUCGAAACCCAUUGAGCAGCAACCGCCACAUAUCCUCAAGAACCUUCGUCCCGUGCUCCAGAGUUUCUUUAAAGCCGGCCGCUACUGCUUGCUGCUGACUCGAGUUGGACACCUGCUUAUAUGGCGACGGAGGAAAUCCUUCUUCGUCCUGGACGUCAAGGGUAGGAGCAAGGACGACCUACAGAUGGUGAAAAAAAAUGGAGUUGCCAUGCUAGUUUGUCUGAAAUCCAUCGAUAAUGUUGUCCAUCUGGCGUCCAAUUUGAGUGGCAUCACGCCCAAGGACAGUUUCACGAUCAGGGAAUUGGUAGUGGUGCGUUUGGAGACUCCCGAUGGACGAAUCUAUAUGAGGGACACCAGCCACCGGUCCAUCGAAUUCAAGGUGGUUAACAAGAAUUACGCCUAUCUGAAGGGAUCCCUACAUCUUUCUUUAAACAAAGAGGAGUCGGUUCGUAACCGCAGCAGCCUCAUGGUGGCCGUGGCCGCAAUCCUCGCCAGCAAAAUCGAUCAUCCGGCUAACUGGAACACCAACAUGCUGGACAGACUGAUCUGUUAUGGCGUGCAGCUGUGCCGGAGCUGCUGGUCGGAUUGUUUAAGAGAUCGAAGACCAAUUGACCUGGACACCUUUCCAACCCAACUGCGGAUGGGUCAGUUUGUGUUGGAGCUCAAGCUUAUACCGAAUGUGCGAACUGGCCACUGGAAGUGUGGUGUACGGAUCGUUAGUACGGAUUUCGAGGCUCAUGUGAAGCAGGUACUUAAGGAGUACGGUAACGUGGUGUUCCAAAUCAACGAUCAGAUGUACGCCAUGUGGGCCAAGGAUGAGUUUUUCUAUCUAAUGGAUCCUUAUCGGCACACCAUCGUGGGUACUCAUAUUGCCGAGGACAAGGUGGAGGGCGCCAAGUGGGCCACGGUGCGCAUGUUCCGCGAUCAGCUGACCAUGCUCAGCGUGUUCCACCAGAUGCUGAAGGAAUCGAACCGCCAGUCUGCCUACUAUCUGCAUGUGGUGCGUAUUCGGAAUCUGGCCGAGUGCCCCAAAGGAUUCGCCCUUGCUCCGCUGCCCGACGAUGUGGACUCCAGGGACGUGGAGUCCCUGAAUGAAACGAUACUGUUCAAUGAACAGAAAGCAGUCAGAGUCGGCGAGAAGGCCCUGGCGGAUAUCAGCGAUUUUGAAGAGGACUUGCUCAGUGUGACGGAGGAUAACUUCGAUAUUGAGAAUUUUAAACUACUUACCGAUCGCCAGAUAGCCGGAGCUGAGGGCGAAAUGGAGGAGGAGAACAUGGAGGAGCAGCGAAGACCUCGGGCCAAGAGCCGUAGUCGGAGUGCCGUGAAGAAGCCGGGAGUCAGCCAUAGAGUAUCCGCAAGAGCGAUUGCCGCAAAGGCGGCGAAGUCCUCCAAGGCCGGUAUUUUACGGCCACAGCCUAAUGCUGUGGUGAAACCUGCCCAGGAUUCAGGACUGGGUGUCCAGAAAAAGGAAGCAAAUAAAAAGGAAAUCCUCAAAAAGGAAACAACUAAGAAAGAUGCUCCCAAAAAGGUGGUUGCCUUUGGCGGCACUGCUCCUGCGCCACCCAAACAGAGUCCCCUAAAGCCGUCCAGGGAAACGGGCGGACGUGUCUUCAAUCUACUACCCGCCAAGUCUUCGUUGCGCUCCAGCUCCAGGGAAACUCCGGGCAAAGUAACUUUCAAGAAUAUGCACAAGGAUUGUCACCAAAAAGUCCUGAAACCCAAUCAAAUCCCGAACAAACGCUCCAACUUAAAUCCCGUACAGAACAAUAGUGCUAACCCGAAAGUAAUCAACACCAAAGGUCGUUCCAAGUCCCCAGAGGUGAUCAUUAAAGCUUCCAGACCAGUGGAGGUGGCCAAGAAGGGCUACAGGCCAGCGGAGGUGCCCAACAAAGGGUCCACCAACACCAAACAACCGGCACUCAGAAACUAUCCGUCCAAAUAUUUAACUCCCAAAGAGUCUCCCACCAAAGGCUCCAACCCCAAGAUCACUAUUAACAAUGUGCUGGGCGCUCCUUCCAGAGCUGCUUCGCCCAAGAAUCUUGUACUCCGAGAAGGUCUACCCCGUGGACCUUUCACGAUCCAGAAAGAAGGGGAAAACCAAAAAAUGUUGACGCCAAAACAGGAACACCUGCAGCCGACCACAUCGAGGUCCUUUAAGGAAAUGCUUCUGAAGACCAUGUCCAAAGUAAAUAAACUAGGAUCGACCAAGUCCCAUCAGCCUAAUCCCAUGUAUGAAAGAGAGGGGGACCCGCAUUUCUUCAUCCCAGAAUCGAAUAGUGAGGUGGGUAAUCCGGCGGAGCAGAAGGAUACAACAGGCGGCGUGGCGCCAUCUCACUUCCCUGGCUUUAGUCCGGUGCCACAGGCCCUGGCAGUAGGUGGAUCCGAUAGCGGCACCGUGGAGAGCAUAAGCCGUCUGUUGAGCUCUUCGUUUAAAGUGGCCAACCGGGUGCUUGCGAUGACGCCGUGGGGCAACUACGUGGUCUUCCGGCAUCGUCCGAAUGCCAAAUCGAAAUCCGCGGCCACGUGGUUUUACGUUUUCGACGGCUGCACCUGCGACAUUGAUCGCUUCCGCCAUCUGGAUCUUACCCAGGGCACGGACGGACUACUGGCAUUCCGGAAGCAGGAAGAGGUGGUGUGCCACAUUAUCGACUCGAGGGAAAAGAAAACGUUGGAGAUGCUGGACUCUCUGGAGUACGAUCCGCCGCACGAGAGAUUAAAAAAGCAUAUGGCUCGUUGACCCACAAACUGGUUGGUUUAUCGAAUCGAACAUACUUUAGACGAAUAAAAUUUUAAGUAUAAACUA
This is a messenger RNA of Drosophila ananassae, 3581 nucleotides long. RefSeq lists its product as uncharacterized. The record is from RefSeq and is a predicted model, not a curated record. Bases 201 to 3515 code for a protein of 1104 amino acids. NCBI's taxonomy places the organism in Eukaryota, Metazoa, Arthropoda, Insecta, Diptera, Drosophilidae. The transcript is spliced from 3 exons.